CAGAUUUCUGUAGUCCCAGCGCGGGAGACUGCCAGCAAUGGGAGAAGUUCAAUGGGCAGAAACAAAGAGAAGAGCAAGGAAGUCGAGAAUUUCAGACAUUGAGAAGGGAUAAGUGGAAGGAGAAAAUGUUGGGCUGGUGUCAAGCGAUAGCUCGUAACCCUCACAGACUCCCAAACAUCACAAGAACACCCGAGGUCUCAGGUGAUGCUUCACAUACCUCUACCUUGAAUGACAAAUCCCCAGGGCGCUCUACAAGUCGAUCAAGUAACAUUUCAAAGGCAAGCAGUCCUACAACAGGAACAGCUCCUAGGAGUCAGUCACGGUUGUCUGUAUGCCCUUCUACUCAGGACAUCUGUAGAUCUACCACCUUGCAUGAUGUGUCAGAAGAUGAGUUUGAACAUGCAACACCUGUCAUGGUGCUGACCUCUGCUGGUAGGGAGCCUGGUAAGAAACAAGUGAAACGAAGGUGUAGGCGGAGGAAAGAGACUGGUGACAAUGUUGAGAAUACAGAAAAGCAAAGAAAAGAGGACUGCAGAUUGUACCCGAUGGUUGCAAGCUCCAGAUGCAAUGCAUUGCACAAGGAAACAUCUGAUUCAUCAUCCUCAGAUGAGAAUCAGUGGGCUCAGGCUAGAAAGAGAGCCAGAGAAAAGGUUAAAAUGCCCAGGAGAGGGAGAAGGAGCAAUAGAUCUUGCAGUAACACAGAUGGAUCUCCAAAUAACAAUGCCAUUGAACUUGUCACUCUGGGGACAAAAGGGGAAAAGAAAAAAGAGGUGUCUGAUUCUGAUAACCACACUUUAAAUCACCGGAGGAGAAGGGUUUCAAGAUGUAAAGAAUCUUGCCUUUCGCUGUCUUCAGUGUCCUCUCUGGAGAUGAAGAAUUACUCAAGAAAAUGUGGAAAAAACAGGGGCAGAAGCUACCCCCGAGAGCUGAACUCUUCACCUCAUCUUAGACAAAAUAAAGUGGUUGGGGAAGGCUUUACAGAGAGAGGCUCUGGCAGUGAUACUCUGACAGUUCCAGAAAAUGGAGAACCUGUUGGGGCAGCGCCCAAUGUGACUGAUGCAGUUCAGAAAUUUCCUGUUUUAUAUGAUGACUGGUCUGAUGAUUUUGAAGUAUGCAGGAUCUGUCACUGUGAGGGAGAUGAUGAAAGCCCCCUCAUCACACCAUGUCGCUGUACGGGGACCCUACGCUUUGUUCAUCAGGCCUGCCUGCACCAGUGGAUUAAAAGCUCAGAUACACGCUGUUGUGAACUCUGCAAGUAUGACUUUAUAAUGGAGACCAAGCUCAAACCUCUCCGGAAGUGGGAGAAACUACAGAUGACAACAAGUGAAAGGAGGAAGAUAGUCUGUUCAGUUACAUUCCAUAUUAUUGCUAUUACCUGCGUUGUUUGGUCAUUAUAUGUUUUAAUAGAUCGGACUGCUGAGGAAAUUAAGCAAGGCAAUGACAAUGGUGUCCUUGAAUGGCCAUUUUGGACAAAACUGGUUGUGGUAGCAAUUGGGUUCACUGGAGGCCUAGUCUUCAUGUACGUACAAUGUAAAGUCUACAUUCAGUUGUGGCGCAGAUUGAAGGCUUACAAUCGAGUGAUCUUUGUUCAAAACUGUCCAGACACUGCCAAAAAACUGGAGAAGAACUCUUCAUGCAUUCAGAACUCUGAAACCAAGGAUGCUGUGGUAGUACCAGUAUCACAGACAGGUACAAACUCACAGCAAUCAGCUGAAGAAAUGACCUCUGAGGUCAUGCCAGUUUGACAGAGGUGGCAUUAUUUCUUCAUUGAAAGUGUGCGUGUUUUUUUUCACCACGGCCACUACAGAAAGUAGAAACAAUCAUGCAUUUUAAAUAAAAGAACAAAAAACCCUGACCAGGGAAAUGGAUACAGUGAAGCAACAUGCAUUACUUAUGGAAUGUGACCAUUUGUGAAAUAGUUUCUCAGUCAGCCAGGUGUAGUGGAAGUGUAGAAAGCACAACAGAUAACAAUUCUAACAGAUAGUGUCAAACAGACAUGACAAAAUGACCUUUUGAAACUGGAUGACCAGGAGGAAUUGGAAACAGACCUGCUAUAACUGUUCUGUUACAGAAAACAUCAACAACUUUCCAUCUAUUUGUUACCACUAGGCAUCCUAUUUGCUAAUCAUCAUCAUCAUCUUAAAAAUAUACUUCAAGCUGACACUACUAAAAAAUCAUUCGCAUUAAGCUUAUGUCAACAAAGUAAACAGACCUGCACCAUGUCACUCACUUUCUAAAUCUCAAAGUAAUCGUUAAAUAGUUGAAUAGCUACAUUGGAGCCUGAAUGUUUUGGCAGCCAUGUGAGCUGAGGAUAUGUGAAGCACACAUUCAGUGCUUCUGAAUAGAUGUUUACUUGUUGAAAUUGCUUAUUUUGAAGGAAAAAAAAGUCUUCAAGUCCUCUAACUGCCUCAAACAAUUCCUUGGUCCCAUAAAAUACAAGUAUUAUUUAGCCACGAGGCUAAAAUUAUUAGCUCUACAACACUUUUAGUGCUGCUUAUCUUAAAGUAAAAUAAAUGACACUCGUUAAGUGGUGAAUUGACAUGAACUCUGCCAAUAUAUGUAGAAAGGAUAUAUAGAAAGUUUUUCUCCAAAAUGGAAAAAGACAAAAGUAUAAUCGGAGGCAUUACAGGUUGAAGCCUGCAGUCCAUUACAAAAGAAUAUGAAAUGAAUUUAUACCCUCACACCCCUAGGAUGACAGUUAAAGAUGGAGUGGGGGCAGAAUUUUUUAAGAGUUCCUGCUUCAGCAAUUAAAGUAAUCACAAAAGAGCAUACCUGGACCUAUUAAAAGAUGCCAGUAUCGCCCUGUUCUGACUUGACUGGAUAGUUCUCCUCUGUUCAGGAUUGAGCGAUUAGGGAUUCAACAGUUCAGUUGUUAAUUUUGUGUUUUGAGCAUUUUCAUGUAAAACUGAAGCGUGAAUAAGAGUGCAAUAGAUAAAUGAAUGUAGAUAAAAUGAUAUCCAACAAAGGUGAGUUACAUAAAGAAUUUUGUGAUUCA
This is a messenger RNA of Gopherus flavomarginatus (Mexican gopher tortoise), 2995 nucleotides long. It is a transcript of the gene MARCHF1, whose product is annotated as membrane associated ring-CH-type finger 1. Gene Ontology annotation, biological process: immune response; protein polyubiquitination; antigen processing and presentation of peptide antigen via MHC class II. Gene Ontology annotation, cellular component: late endosome membrane; lysosome; cytoplasm. Bases 126 to 1745 code for a protein of 539 amino acids. Lineage: Eukaryota; Metazoa; Chordata; Testudines; Testudinidae. The transcript is spliced from 8 exons. The record is from RefSeq and is a predicted model, not a curated record. Gene Ontology annotation, molecular function: zinc ion binding; ubiquitin protein ligase activity; MHC protein binding.